CAACUUUCAAAUACAUAUAUUUAACGUUUCAAUUUUAUACUAAAAAUAUAUGAGUCAGAUAAUUUCGUAUUAACUCUUUUAGGCAAUUUUGUCGUACCAUGUGCUGCCCUUAUUUGUUUAAGUGUAUUUUUGAUGAAAAUUUGGUUAAGGAAGAGGGAGUUCUAGUUAACUGGUUCGCGUUUCGUUUUCAGGAAUGGCAACUUUGGGUACUGGUAUGCGGUGUCUUAAAAGCUGUGUAUUCGUUCUGAACAUCAUCUGUCUGUUAUGUUCCCUGGUAUUGAUCGGGGCUGGUGCUUAUGUAGAAGUUAAAUUUAGCCAAUAUGGGGACAAUUUGCACAAGGUCUGGCAGGCAGCACCCAUCGCUAUAAUUGUUGUUGGAGUAAUAAUUCUUAUAGUGAGCUUCUUGGGUUGUUGUGGAGCUAUAAAGGAGAACGUCUGUAUGCUGUAUAUGUAUGCAUUCUUCCUCAUUGUACUUUUGAUUGCUGAGUUGGCCGCUGCCAUUGUUGCAGUUGUUUACAAAGACAGGAUCGACUCAGAAAUCGACACGUUGAUGACUGGUGCCCUGGAUAAACCAACCCCAGAGAUAACUGAUUUCAUGAAUUUGAUUCAAUCAUCAUUCCAUUGCUGUGGAGCCAAGGGCCCUCUAGAUUAUAAAACGAACAUUCCAGCUUCAUGCAAAGGAGAGAAUACAGUUUAUCAAGAGGGCUGUGUAUCUGUCUUUGGAGCAUUCUUAAAACGCAACCUGGUUAUUGUUGCUUGUGUUGCAUUUGGUGUAUGCUUUUUCCAGUUGUUGAGCAUCGUCAUAGCUUGUUGUUUGGGUCGCCAAAUAAAGGAGUAUGAAAAUGUGUAAUCCCUGCAAAGAAAACAACAUUAUGUUUAUCGGUUCCGUUCUGUUUCCCUUCUGGCUUUUAUGAAAUGAUGCUUUUUUAUUGCCUAGAUAAUUGUGCCUUGGUUAAUAAUCGUGUAUUCGACUUCGUUUACUAUAUAUAUUAAUUAUACUUGAAUAUGAUACUGUCAUUCUAAUUGUUUCACAUUUUAUCAUUCUUAUACAUAAUGAGCUGCAUUGAUUCCUUGGUAUAUACCUACCAACUGAUGACAAAUCAUCUUCACUUUUAUGGUGUCUUAUAACCUUUCACGUUUAUAUAAUUUUAAAUCUUUGUUAUACCUUUUGUUUUACAAACCGCUUAUUUUUCCGCUACAACAUUAGACGUUUCUUGUAUAAAUUAAUUCCGUUAAGUUAUCUCAGUCUUCAAAUGCGUUUGGGGGGUUUCUAAUAAUAUUCAUAGCAGUAAUUGUUCGAGGUUUAAUCUAUUCGUUCAUAAUUUCUUUUUAUUUAAAACUGACGAAACUCCAAAUAGAUGAAAGCGUCAUGGUAUUUGUCAGUA
Schistosoma spindalis is the source of this 1385-nucleotide messenger RNA. The record is from the annotation of a GenBank genome assembly. NCBI's taxonomy places the organism in Eukaryota, Metazoa, Platyhelminthes, Trematoda, Strigeidida, Schistosomatidae.